Messenger RNA from Penicillium arizonense, 2433 nucleotides. Its product is annotated as putative C6 finger domain protein. Bases 1 to 2433 code for a protein of 810 amino acids. Gene Ontology annotation, cellular component: nucleus. Gene Ontology annotation, molecular function: zinc ion binding; DNA-binding transcription factor activity, RNA polymerase II-specific. NCBI's taxonomy places the organism in Eukaryota, Fungi, Ascomycota, Eurotiomycetes, Eurotiales, Aspergillaceae. The transcript is spliced from 5 exons. The record is from RefSeq and is a predicted model, not a curated record.
AUGAACUCUCGCGAGCAGUCUGACAUGCCUCCGGCGCCCUCGUAUCCAUCUCCCAACGGUGCGCAGAUGGCCCAGGGCGCCAUGCCGUACUAUGGUAAUCGCCAACUUACCACCGACGAAUUGUUGUCCGCCGAACUGUCGCGCGAAGCGUCCGGUCCUGGCCUCGGUGAGUCGAGCAAUGGCGUCCAUCAUGGCCAGUCCAUGGUCUUGGGUUCCUCCAAUGCUGGCGACAUGGGCCGUACCUCAUCGGAGGAUCAACACCAGCACCAGCACAUGCUCCAAUUCCCUCCGAGUCAACAAGUCGGCGUGGACCCGAACCACGACUUGAGCUAUGGUGAACAGAGUGCGCGGAAGCGAUCCAAGAUCUCUCGAGCGUGUGACGAGUGUCGGCGCAAAAAGGUUAGAUGCGAUGCGAGCUCAGAAACAGGUCUCGAAACAUGCUCCAACUGUCGGCGUCUAGGUGUUGUGUGUCAGUUCAGUCGCGUCCCGAUGAAGCGCGGCCCCAGUAAAGGAUAUAUCAAGGAACUCGCCGAACGUCUCCAUACGCUGGAGAACCAGAUGCAACCCGGAAUCGUCCAACCCGACGUACCUUACCAGUCCAUGAACGAAGUGUCGCUACCAAGAGGAUACCAGGAUUUCGCAUCCCCCGUCGAAUCGACCUCGGGCAAUCGCAAGAGAACAUACUCUGUUUUCGAAGGUCUGCCCAGUUCCUCGUUCGCGCAGCCGUCUUUCAAUGCCCGUGUUUCGCAAAAUGCCUUCGAUACCUCCGAAACAACGGCAGACCCAUACAACCCAACGGUUGCCAGUGGUAGCGCACCGAAGCCCGGCAAUUUGUUCUGGAACCCAACGGGCCAUGAUAACGAUCUCCCAAGCGGGCUUGAGAUAACCGACUUGCCUAAACACGAAGGCGAUGAUGACAUGAGCCCGGUGACUCUCGACGAAGGUGCUCUUGAUGCAUACUACCAAAAGAUUCAUACUCUCCUGCCGAUCCUCCCCCACACCAAGGACCGGACCUUGGAGCUCCUGCACCAAUGCCACCGCGAAGCGCAGGAGAUCUUCUGUUAUGCCCUAUAUAGCGCAACUCGCACCGACUUGACUCGCGUGGCCGGUAAUUUCGAGAAAAUCAAUGGCUUCGACAAUGCCCAGGAUCUCCUUCUCUUCCACACCCGCCAGCCAUUGAUGGUCCAGUCGACUGCUGUCAAUCUCAUCUGGCUCCAAUCCCUGCUGCUGAUGAUCAUUGACUGUGACACUCGCGGACCAGACAACUUUGUCCUGAAAGAUGGUGUGCCCAAGGGUAGUCUUGUUCAGGCAGCUAACAAGCUUGGAUACGACCUGGCGAAGAAUCAAGGUCAGCUGAAGAACAAGCGUUCUUCGGAUCCUGAUGUCGACUCGGAUGCCAAUCUCACCAGACGCAACUGGGUUUCCCUGGUCAUUUUGGCACGGUGGUACGCUAUCAGUGUUGCGGAUGCUACUGUUCUGGGUGGUCACGAGAUUGGCGGCCGCGAAGAUGAGAGGGUAGUCGGUCAAAUCACAACUGGAAUCGCCUCUUACUCGACGUUCCUCUCGGAAAUGGUAACCCUAGCCAACGUCGACCACAACGUCUGCCAAACCAACACCGGCCUCGGCCGCAUCGUCGGCGCCAACCUAGUCUCCUCCCUGGAGCGCCUAGCCGAAAUGGAAGACGUAUUCCAAGUCCACGAACUACCAGAAAACGCCACAACGCGCCCCCUCUACGAAAGCCUCCAAACCCAACUCUACUGGACAGUCCGGCUCCUAAUCAAACGCCACGUCUACGUCUACAGUCCCUACGAAAUCAUCUUCUGCGCCCAGGAAGUAAUCAACGAAAUGCACAAGGCAACAAUGCAAUCCAGACUCCCCUCCCCCUUCGACCUGCACAGUCUAGCCCUAGCUUCUAUGACCCUCCUCGAAGCAACCGUCCUCCCAGAACACGCACCGGAAUGCUGGGCCUCGCUCGACAAACUGGAAGAAAUCCUGGAACGCCGUGCCAAGCGCGCCUCCGAUUCAACUGAAUUCGCUAAUAUCUUCGCAACCCCAGAGUGGGAUUCCAAGAUCCGCAUCUUCCUCGAAUGGCGCCGCAUCAAAUCGCAGGAAAGUCAGCUUCAGGAAGCGGAUCUCGGUUUGGGUGGUGGUGGUGGUGGUAAUAAGGCCCACCCGCCCAUGGGCCCGAAUGAGCAGCGCUCGCUUCAGCAUCUCGCUGAUUUGGCUGUUGGGGCUGAGGGUUCGGUCGGUCAAAAUGGUCCCUCUACGCCUCCGCCUGGUCUUCAUGAGCAGCAUGAGCCUUCGCCCAAUCUUAACCCGCAGCUUGCUCAGUCGCAGGCUGGUUCGGGGAGGGUUGUUGUUGAUUUUACUAUGUUGACUAAGGAGGGAUAUCUUAAUGUCUUUUCUGGGUUGAUCUAUCGUCGGACUCGUUAA